CCAGAAACCCGCACAGCACACACUUCAUUGGGGAGACAAUGGCCUGAGGUUGUUAUCACUGGACACUUAAUCCAGAGACCCAGAUAGUACUUUGGGGACUUGUGUUUGAAUCCCGUUGCAGCAGACGGCGGAAUUUGAAUUCAAUACAAACCUGGAAUUAAGCGUCUAAUGAUGAGCAUGAAUCUGUUGUCCUUUAAGGGAAGUAAACUGCCAUUCUAGCUUACAUGUAACUCCUGACCCACAGCAAUGUGGUUGACUCUUAACUGCUCUCUGGACAUUUAGGAAUGUGUAAUAAAUAUUACCCUAGCCAGUGAUGCCCUCAUCCCGUGAAUGAAUUUAAAAAGUACGUCAGGAAUUCCUCCUGUAUGCAAUGAUAACUGAUUUGCUUUGCCCAAUCUUUAUGCAGACUGAAGUCACCUGACUCUUGAAGUCAGUGACCUUUCAUCAUAGUUAGAGCUCUCCCUUUCUGCUGGUGUCUUCAAUUUCCUGUUUAGUGCCUUCUGCUAAAAUUACCACACGAGUUAACUGGGGUGUAUAUACAUCGACCACUGUCAAUUUCUGUCCCUUGAUGUUUCUAAACUGUACCCAGACUCCAUUUCACCAGAACUAAUAUCCAUUGUCAUUACCAUAUUAAUUUUAUUCCGUAACCAGCAAUGCUGACCUACCUCCUCCUUCUUGUCAGUCCUUCCAAGAAACUGAAUACCUCUGGAGCCCAGCUUCAGACAUCGUAGAUAUUUUGGUUUCUGAUUUACCAAAACAUCCUGGAUUCUGGAAAAGUCUGAGUUCAGUAGAAAUUAGCAGUUGUAACGCUGCUAUGUAAGAAAGAAGGAGGAACAAAAAUAAGGAAUAAAGCCAGUUAACAUUACUUCAAUCAGUUGGGAAAGUGCUUAAUAAUGUCUCUUCAUUAAGUAUGUUUCAGCAAUGCUUUUAAAACAAAAAUCGUAUCAUCUGAUUAAAUCAACAUGGUCAAUCCAGAAGAAGACAUUCCAUGAUGGAGACAGGGCAGUUGCAGGUAAGUUCAAGGUCACCCUGGGGCCAGGCAUGUUUGACAAUUUCAUUCCUUUUUGAUAGUCAAACAAGUGAGGUCGCAAAGAGGAAACCAACAGCUGCAUAACACUUGGAUUCCCAAGAGGCAUUUUGUAGGGUGUCACACUGGUGGCUAAUAGAUAAGAUAAGGGCUCUGGAACUGAAGGUAAUGUAUGAGCAUGAAUAGAGAGUUGGUGAACAUGCAGGACAUAACAGUAAGUGUUGUUGUGACUGUGAUGAGAGGAGUGCAAAGGAUUCGAAGGUGAAUAUAAAGGUUAAGUUAACCUCAGGGAUGUUUUUCAUGGACUUUCAGGACAGAUGAGACCAUCCAUCCUCUUGACAGCUGACCAGCCAGUCUGGCCACCAAAUAAAUUAAUAGACAUAUUGGUCACAUGUGGGCAGGCCUCCUGGUGCCUUCACCUCCAUGGGCAAUAUACCAGGAAGGCUGUUCAGGGAAGAUGGCGGAGAUGGGAAACUGCAUCCAUGACAUGAUGCCCACGUUUACAAACAAGCCCUCCCGACAUGACAACCGCGCACAUGGAGAUGAAGUGGAAAACAGCAGUGUAAUUAGAACUAACACUAAUUGAAGCGGAGGGAAAGGAGCAAUACCUUCGUGGUAUCACUGUUGGUUGUGAGAAGAGUUUUGAGGUUUGACGAUACUUCACCUUUCUCAUUCCUCAGACUCCAACCCACUUUGAUUCUGAAAGAUUUGACUGUUGUUUCCGGUCAGUCAGCUUGCCGAAGCAGUCAGAUUUCCGUCAUACUACUCAGAAUAAAAAUGGCAUCAGGAGAUGAGCUUCCAUCCCAUCUCACUGUCGAUACCUCCAACGUUCAAAUUCUUAACUCUGAGACCUCAAAAAGACUCGUCGAAAAUUUUGUAAUCGCUCUCAUGAACAAGGAGCGUUUCUACAUCCGCACAUUCUUUUCGACAUACAAAGCAUAUACCACUGCUGAAAGUGUGUUGUACAUCCUCCUGGACAAAUAUGGAAGCUUUGGCACCUCAGAGGCAGAAGAGAUUCCAGUAAUCGAUUCAGUGAGCACAAACGGAAACAAUGAUAACAUUCCGAGCUGUGAGGAGCUUGAAAAUCCAGUGCCUACAGAGACAGUUACAGAGAUCAGAAAGUCCAAAACCUUUGAUGGCCCAAACUCUGAGAAAGAUGAAGAACCAAGUUCACCAAAAGCGACUGCAGAAAUCUCAAAUUCUGGAAAUGUUGACAGUGCAAAUGGUGAGGAAAAUGGAAGUUGUGGUUCUUCAGGAUCCAGUGAAAUAAUUGCUGAAUAUGGAAGCUUUGACACCUCAGAGGCAGAAGAGAUUCCAGUAAUCGAUUCAGUGAGCACAAACAGUGGGAACAAUGCUAACAUUCCGAGCUGUGAGGAGCUUGAAAAUCCAAUUCCUCCAGAGACAGUUGCAGAGAUCAGAAAGUCCAAAACCUUUGACAGCCCAAACUCUGAUAAAGUUGGAGAACCAAGUUCACCGAAAGCGACUGCAGAAAUUUCAAAUUCUGGAAAUGUUGACAGUGCAAAUGGUGAGGAAAAUGGAAGUUGUGGUUCUUCAGGAUCCAGCGAAAUAAUUGCUAAAAGCAUAGACUUCAACAGAUCAAACUUUCUAGAAGAAUAUAAUUUCAGUCCUGCAGAAAAGGAAACACUAAUGAAAAUUGCUAUACCUGAAAUUCUCGAAAUCUGGCUGGAGGAGUCUGCCGAAGACUUUCGUCAAGUUCCAACUUACUCUUGUCUCCGGAAGGUACUUUCCUACUUGAACCAGACAGUGCCGGGGUCAGAUGCUGAACAUCGGGCCCAGAAACUCCUGAGUCGGUUUUUGGCGGAGGAAACAGCAGAGAAAGAGAUGUUCAAAGGCUACCGUAGAAGAGUUAGAUUCUAUAUUGGAGAAGAACACGACCAAACCAUCGAACAAGUUGAUGAAAAGCUCCUGUCCUACCCAUCACGCUUCAUUGCAGAGCAGCUAACUUUUAUGGAUGCUGAUCUUUUUCGGAAACUUGUGCCCAGCCAAUGUUUAGGGUCCAUCUGGUCUCAACGAGGGAAGGAAGCAAAACAGCAUCUGGUAUCAACCGUCCAGGCCACCAUUACACAGUUCAAUAAUGUUACAAAAUGUGUCACCAGCACCAUAUUAAGACCUCAACAGCUGAAACCACGGCACACGGCUAAAAUCAUUGAGAAAUGGGUUGAUGUUGCCCAGGAAUGUAGGACUUUGCAGAAUUUCUCGUCAGUGCAUGCAAUUACCACGGCAUUGCAAUCGAAUAGUGUGUUCAAUUUGAAGAAGACUUGGGCAGCCGUGUCAAAGAGCAGUAAGAUAACAUUUGAAGACCUUUCAAACAAUGAAGAAGAUAACUUUAUUGCAAGUAGAGAGCUGCUGAUGGAGGAUAUCGUUCAGGGAAUUGUGCCGUACCUGGGAACUUUCUUGACAGAAUUUUCAGCGCUGGAUUCGGCUUUCCCGAAUUACCAUUCAAAUGGCUUGAUCAACUUUGACAAGAGACAAAAACUCCUCUGAACUCGAGAAACCGCCAAAGCCCAAAAAGAGUGUGUUUAAACGCCUCAGCUGCCUGUUUUCAAGGAGUGGUGUUAAAGUACACAGCGCUCCAACUAAAAGCUCUGAGCAGCGAGCAACCCUUCAGAAUGAGGAUUCGGACGACAGCAUUACCGCAGCCAGCAUUUUAUCCGAUUC
Molecule: messenger RNA, 3706 nt
Organism: Stegostoma tigrinum
Lineage: Eukaryota; Metazoa; Chordata; Chondrichthyes; Orectolobiformes; Stegostomatidae
Product: ral guanine nucleotide dissociation stimulator-like 1
Exons: 23
Coding region: 1805-3532 (575 amino acids)
Biological process (GO): positive regulation of GTPase activity; Ras protein signal transduction
Cellular component (GO): plasma membrane
Molecular function (GO): guanyl-nucleotide exchange factor activity
Source: RefSeq, a predicted model, not a curated record